AUGUCAGCCCGGCCAUCCAGUUCACUUGGUUUCAACAGGAAUGCCUCUGCAGUCAGCUUUCCCAGCUCAACUAGCUCUGAGCAAGCUCGACGGAGAGCGGAUUCGAGUGGGGUCGUCCCCUCGGGAACGGCGCUGGCUGCCGAACUGUACGCCAGUCUGUUCCCAUUGGAUAGUCUUGAUAACCAAGACUUGUCCAUUCCUCCCCCACCUUACGAGCUCAUCGAUCCCAUCUCGCCUGCCAUCACUCAUCACAACACUCAUCAACCUAAUAGUAACACCACCCUCGCUAGUGGCCACACUCAUCGGAGCGGUAAUAGUCCUGAUGCCCAGUCUGCAUCAGCCUCUAGAAGUGCUUUGUCAAGAAGUACCCCGCCUAGUGCAUCAACCUCCAGGAGUGGUGUCCCAAGAAACACCCAGUCUGCCCCCACUUCUAGCCGCAGGAUCAGCCCGGCAGGACAGGCCAAAGACAAGAGCGGAUCAAGGAAUGUCGAUCCGGCUCAUCAAAACAACCAUCGGCGUGCCCCUCGCGGGCCUCGGCCACCUCUGAACCAUCGCUCAAGAUCUGAACACGCUCUCAAAACCACCGCCGGCUUGCUCGGGGACCAUGCCCAAUUUUCAGGAGGCCGCAGUCAUGGCCAUCCCCACUCACCCACUGGAGAAGGCCUCCUUGGCCAGUCCGCUAAACAUCCUCUCCGCACCCUCAUGAAGCUUCCCGGACGCCCUCCCCUCCCCUCCAUCGUCGAUCCCGAUAAGGCCUAUCAGCCCAUCAUCUACCAGCCGUUCUCACCCCCUCCUACCCCCGUUUCCAGUCGGCCGCCUCUCAGCAACGCCUCAAGACAGAACAGGUCCAGACACCAAAGCUUCGGUCUGCAACGCUCGAACCAUAUCAGGGCCAGUCUGAUCACAGGCUCGGUCCCGGUCCCCUCUGCAACCCCCUCCAUCAAUUCUCCGCCGACAACAAACUCGACGACGGCGAUGAUGAUGACGAUGGGCCAGGCGGGUCGACUGCGCAAACGGGCCAGCGACUCGUUCCAUGCCGAGCCCGUCUGGGCCGGCCGUCGUCCGUUCCUCCUCGACCACCCCGUCGGCCGACCCGCGCCUCUCUCCACUGCUCCCAAAUCUCUCCCUCCCACUGAUCCCCGUCUCCCUUCGCCUUCGUUUCAGAAAACUUCUCGCUUGGUUUGUCCGGAAUGUCAGUUCGCGUUCUAUGAUCUGCAUUUCAUGAACUUGCAUCGUAGCCUCGUCCACGACUCUCGACUCAACUUCUCCACUACCUCCUCCUCCUCCUCCACCAACAACAACAAUAACGAUGUUCAUCACGAGAAUGAAGGUGUGAUGGCCCGGUUCCCUUGGCCGCCGCCUCCCAACCGGCCGCCGCCCCCAUUACCUCUCUCCAUCGACCGCUCCUUGCUCAUCCAAGCCGCCCGAAACAUAUAUCAAUCUAAUUACUUCACUUGAUCAUCCCGCCUGUUUUCUUUUUUUCAUUCUCAUAGAUUCCUUCUUUCUACACACACACAACACACUCUCUUUCAACAUUUAUACACGUCUUCUU
Messenger RNA from Puccinia graminis f. sp. tritici CRL 75-36-700-3, 1552 nucleotides. RefSeq lists its product as uncharacterized. The transcript is spliced from 2 exons. The coding region runs from base 1 to 1458 and encodes 485 amino acids. The record is from RefSeq and is a predicted model, not a curated record. Lineage: Eukaryota; Fungi; Basidiomycota; Pucciniomycetes; Pucciniales; Pucciniaceae.